AUGGGAAAUUGGGCAGAACUCCCAGAAGACAUACUUGUUCUAAUUGCUAAACGAAUAACUCUCUUCGAAGAUUUCCUGUUUUUCAGUGGAGUUUGCAGAUCAUGGCGUUCUGUUGCAGUCAACGACAAUUUCAAGGGAUCUGAACAAAUCCCGUGGCUUAUGCUAUCUAACAAAGAUAAACCCGACGAGCGUCAAUUUGUUAGCAUGAGAAAAGGCGGCAUUAUUCGCACAGUCAAUUUACCAGAAGCUAGGGGAAAACGAUGUCUCGAGACUUUAGGAUGGCUGGUAACUACAUCCGAAGACGGUGACAUCAAUCUACUCCAUCCUUUCACUAGAGUUCAAAUUAAUCUUCCCCAUAUCUCUACCUCCGCAUACGACCACCCGAGAAGGAAUAAGUAUCUGAGUUUCAUAAAUAAGGCGGUCUUGUCUUCACGUCCAGAGGAGGGCAAAGAUUAUGUACUCAUGGUUAUAUAUGCUGCAGGCUAUGCAGGCCGUGGACAUCUUGCUUUCUGGAGAUCCCGAGACAAGUCCUGGAUCUUCGUCAACAUCGUUUGGUUCUAUGAUAUCAACUUUUAUAAUGGACUAUGUUAUGGGGUCGCAGGUUCGGGCACGGUUCAUGCUUUUGACGUUUUGGGGCCUAACCUAACUGUGCCAUUGGUUGUUGGAUAUGGUCCUAUAUCCCCGUCCAUUUUAUUGGAAGAAGACCCCUGUGUUUUCGAUAAUGAGGAUGAAUCUAGGGUUGAUUACGAGACGUGUGGAUUUACAGUGUUCGAGGUUGGUUCAAGCGAAAAAGGGAAAGGCGUGGAGAAAACGAGCUUAGGCAACAAGGCCCUGUUCUUGGGUGACAAUGUGCCCAUCUCUGUUGACGCCUCAAGAUUUCAAGGGAUCAAAGCUAACUGUAUCUAUUACACUGAUAGUUUCAAGCGAGGAAGAAAAUACAUGGGUAUUUACAGCAUGGAAGAUGGAAGCCUGAGCCCUUGCUAUGAAGGGGAGACUUCAAGUCCUAUUUGUCCACCGAUCUGGGUCAAUCCGUCGUCGCACUGA
Rhododendron vialii is the source of this 1044-nucleotide messenger RNA. RefSeq names its product putative F-box protein At1g65770. The coding region runs from base 1 to 1044 and encodes 347 amino acids. The record is from RefSeq and is a predicted model, not a curated record. Gene Ontology annotation, molecular function: protein binding. NCBI's taxonomy places the organism in Eukaryota, Viridiplantae, Streptophyta, Magnoliopsida, Ericales, Ericaceae. The transcript has 2 exons.